Closterium sp. Yama58-4 is the source of this 1890-nucleotide messenger RNA. NCBI's taxonomy places the organism in Eukaryota, Viridiplantae, Streptophyta, Zygnematophyceae, Desmidiales, Closteriaceae. The record is from the annotation of a GenBank genome assembly.
AUGGCGCCUUCACAGUUAUCCUCCUCCGUCACAUCAUCGCAAGACCCACCGCGCUCCAUCAUCACCACAUCCACGUCAUCUUCCAGCCGCGCGAAUCUCUGCUCGCGGCAGCACUCAAUCGUCUUCUCCGUCACCUACCGCGGCCGCACCGUCAGCAUCUGCGUCGCGUGCGCGCUCCUCGACUUCCUCGUCAAAUUCCUCUUCUUCAUCCCGCGCUUCAUCCUCGUCCUCGCCAGCUUCGGCGUGCCGCUGCUGCUGCUCCCCGUCGGAUCGCUCAUCGAUCUCACCUCCCCGCCGAUGCUCGUCGCGCAAGCGAUCGCGCUCGUGUGGUACACGUGUUACCUCCCCGGCCUGCAGACGAUACAGGCGAAGCGCGAGAGUUUUAACCGCAAGCGCCGCAUGCUGCAGGCGGUUGAGGCGCGGAGAACGCGCAGCAGCUGCAGCGAUGCUGGGGAUUUGCGAAAAUCUCGCACGGAGAUGGUGACUGCCAAGUCGUGUGCAGCAACUGAGGCGGGGCACUCAUCAUGUGGCGAAGACGAGGUGGUUACCAGAAGAAGCAUGACGCAAAGCUUCGGCGAAAACCUUUUGUGUUUGCGAAAACUCGCCUGCGAGAAAGCAACGUUCGCUUCGCAAGGCGUGCGAAACGGCCUCAGUUCCGCAAGAAGCGCCGUCACUCGCUCGGGCUGGCAGCCCAUGGUGUCCGCAAGAGUAACGGUAACAACUACAGUAACGACUGUGACGAGUUCUGUAGCGGCUACAGCCGCUGCCACAGCGGGGCGCGCUGCCAUGACUACCAAGGCUCUUGCCAUCACGUGCAUCCAAAUCCCGGCCGUCGGCGCUCGUUUCUCCGUGUGGAUGCUAGCGUCAGCAUGGGAUCUCCUUGUAUCGCGGAUGCGGAUCCAGCGGCAUUUAAUUGCGGAUUCCGGCUCACCUUCCAUCUCCGAUUCCGCUUUUGCGGAAGGAACGGCGGAUGUGUGCACAAGGGAGGCGGGAGAAAGGACGCGGAAGCGCGGCGGGAAGGGGAAGAAGGGAGCGCGGCUUUGCAAGGCCGGCCGCGGCAGAGGCGCAAAAGCUGAAUUCGAGUCGCAAGUUCACAAUGGAUGUGAAACUAACGAAGAAAGAGAGGAAAACGAAACGACUGAGCAGAGCGGGGCGGCUGACUCGCAGAGUGACGUGGCAGCGCAGCAGACGGUGGAAAUUCCGGAAGUUUCAGAGCACCUCCUGCAGCAGCAGCAGGAGGUCGACCCGGAAAGCGCCGGGACAAGGACAACCAACCUCUGCAGGAGCCCGGACGACAAGCCAUGGCUGCCGUGGCUCCCCUCCCCCGCCACUCUCUCCCCGUCUCUUAAAGCCCCCGGAGCCCUCACCAACAAGUGGUCACCCACCCCUCUCUCCCCUCCCACUGAAGUCUCGGGAAUGCCUUUCAUGCUCCCGCAGGGUUCCUCCCCUUCAGGUUCUUUUUCAAACUCUGCUGUUGAUUCUGCUGUUUCGGGGUAUGAUUGGCUGGAGAGGGAUGCUAACGUCACCCUCCCUCCGCCUGCUGUGCCAGCCCACGUGGCAUAUGCUGCAACCAGCGCCACUGGCACCUCUCCCUCUAAAUUGCUGCUGCAAUCCCCCACAAUCUCGAAUGCUGGAUUUCCCUCCAGCGCUUCUCAUCCUUUCCAUUUUGACAACAGCGCGAAACUUGGAAGAUCUGUCGAACAGCAGCAGGAACAGCACCACUAUGCCGUUGCCAGUCUGUUGCCGGGCUCUCCGUUUGAGGGGAAUGGUGAAGAGCCAGAGCUAUCAUUCCAUGGGAGUUAUUCCCCCCUCGGUUCUGGGUUUGCAGACAGCCUGGUAUCGGAAAAUGCGAUGUACACCCGAGAAGCGAUAGAGGAGUGUAUGGAGUAG